Molecule: messenger RNA, 1773 nt
Organism: Uranotaenia lowii
Lineage: Eukaryota; Metazoa; Arthropoda; Insecta; Diptera; Culicidae
Exons: 6
Coding region: 555-1685 (376 amino acids)
Source: RefSeq, a predicted model, not a curated record
CGACACCGUUGUGCAAUAUGGAAUUACACUUUCAGUUUCCCCAGAACGUUGAAUUAAUCCGGCCUGAGUUUUAAUGAUUAACGUGCUUAUGUUGUCUAGCUAGGGACCAGCACAAUUAUUGUCAUAGUUCAGAACCGAUGUUUGCUCGCAAUCUUUCAGUCCUUUGUUCAGCAGCCACGAAUAAAUUCCGAUUAUCAUCUUAUACCAAAAUAGUGCACUAUGUCCAUGGCGAGGUGCUGCAUCACUCCGCUACAACAGUAUCAAUGAAUUGAUAUUGGGAUACAUUGUUCCGGCUUGAUCGAAUCAGUCGACUUUUGUAUAAUUCGAUAAGAAAAAUCAUCGUUCCGUGCCAUCGAAUCGACUCAAUUUUGGAUGAUUAAACAGGCUUCUUUUCUUUUUUAGGUGCUGAUGAAAUGUGAAAUAGAUAUCUGUGAAGAGAAACGUAAAAUGAAUUUCCUGUUACGUAUUAUAUUUAAAAACACUUACUCAGCCGGGCCUCCAAAUCCUUCUUUAAACAAAAUAAAGAAAAUGAUGUUCAGGUGGAACAAAUAAAUAUGGUUCUGGAGCAAAAUUUGAAAUUUCGACAGAAAUAUUAUAGUAUUUUGAACGGUGGUAUACCGGACCAUAACACGCAGUUGGAAAUGGUGCGCAUCGUUUGCAACGAUUUCUUCAGAGACAAAAUGAAAAACUCAUAUUAUCCGUCUACAAUGGAGAAAGCUGAUUUGGCUAAGGCCUUCCUUCGAGCAUUUCCCCAUCUAGAGGUCACGAGGGUCGAGUUGAAUGCUCCUGCGGAAUCGGCCUUUUUUUGGCACCGCAAAAUUAGUGACAGAAGGUCUCUAAACCAAGGACAUAUCGAGCGAAGGAUAACCACAAUGCGAAAAGAUGUCCCAUUUGCGAACCGCAAAUUUCAUCGAUAUAUUGAGUGCAUCCCGGAAGUGUCUAGUUCGGCCCAAUUGGCCGCAGAACUAUGUGCCUCACUGGAAGCCUCGGCUCAAAAUUGGGCCGAAAUUUCACGCCACAUGAGGGAUGCGUUUCCGGUGCUCCACAAAAUGGUUAUUGAAAAAAAGAAUUUUCGCCACGUAAUUUCAAAAUUCCCUCAUUUAAAAAGUUUUAGUGGAGCAAUGAUAUUGCAAGCCUUCAACCACAUGCACCCUGCAUGCAUUCCAAAAAUGGGAAUGCAGAGGUUCCUGGCGGAUUCAUUACUUCUGGACAAAACGGAAUACCCGAUGUUCAAGUGUGUGUACAUUAGGGCCUGUACCAUGCUGUUGGGGACAUUGAAAUCAAGAGGAUGCAAGAGGCCUGCUGAGGACUUGGAUCUGCCCUCUCGUUUCAUUGUAGCGGCCCCUCUCAUCAGAUGGGUCGAGGAAAACAAUUUAGCAGGAUACAUGAUGUGCCAAAAGGAUCCCCAUAUUUUGUGUGUCGGGCAGCACGGGGAUAUGGGUCGGUUUUAUAUUUUCCUUGCCCCGCAGGAAUACAUUGAGUGCGGAGAAGACUCCUUAAAAGUGCUCGAGGUGUUUUUUAAGGUGUUUCCAGUCCUUGGCAUACCAGUGCCAAGCCUACUCCGAAACCUGACCGUAUUGGUACAAAACAGGGUAUUCGGCAAUUGUUUGCCGGAAUCUUCAACGGUUCAGAAGAUUACCAAACGGUUUUAUGAGGCAGGGUUAGCAAGAGGUGAUGGUCUAUAAAGGACUGGAUCACGGAACUUCAUCAUGCUGUUUUAAAAGUUAUUAUUUAUAUAUAUUUGACCUAGUUUUUUAAUUUCAUUCAAUGCGA